AUGUCCACUUCCAACGAUGAGAAGUCAGGCAACAGUUCCCUCCGAAGCUCGACAGACGACAAGUUGCCGGUCAGCUCGAUGUCAUCAUUUGAGGCUGCCAAACAUGAUGCUCCGCUGAAGCGAUCAAGUCGACACUCCUACAUCACUGGUCUCCGAGGAAUUCUGGUCAUUCWCAGCUUCAUCUGGAUCUUCUUCGAGACCUUUAUCCCAACUAUGGUUUCCGACAGGACACCAGGACCGGCCUACCAGGACAUUUUACGAUAUGUGCUGAGCGUCCCGCUGUGGAACGCCAGCCUCAUAUACAACUUCUUCAUCGUCCURUCCAUGCGCACUAUUUGUGUGUCCUUUCUGGAGAAUCCCACGGGACAAACGUACGCAGCGACUAUUAUCCGACGAACCGUACGCAUGGUCCUAGCCAUUGCUGUGGCCUCUGGGCUGUCGAUGCUCAUAUUCUCUCAAAUCGGGACGCAAUACAUCGCCGAGUUCAAGACGAAACUUCCCAAUCAGUCGAUUGAGACCCCAUCUGUGAUAUCCAAUGGAGGCGCGGCUAUCGGAGCCAUCUUCAACUUAUUUUGGCUUACCGAAGAUUGGUUCACGCAAGCUGCAAACAUGUCCUGGCCGACUGCAACGCUGUGGGUCCCUUCCGUCAUCUAUUACCAGUCCUUCACGGUAUACUUCUUGAUGGUGAUCUUGCCGUUCACACGCCCGAAGUGGCACAUCCAAGGUCUGGGGCUAUUCGCCCUUGGGUCCUUCUGGAUGUCGUACUGGGGAUGGUACUCCGCCACUGGUCUUUUCUUCGCUGAUCUGGCCAUCAACGCCACGUUGAAGACAGAACUCAAGGCUGGAUUGAAAAUCAAAGAGGAUGUGCGCGUUCCAUACUGGGGCGUGGCACUUCUUUCCACAGCCGCUGGGAUGGCGCUAAAGUACUUCGUUGUCCUCCUUCCUCGUUAUGUCAACAAGGAGUUGGAGCUGCACCCAUACCUGGAUCUCUCCGAGAGUCACUCGGUCGCUAGCUUCGCUGCCUCUGGGCCAUACGCCAGAGUUGACGACUUCCUGGUAAUUGUCGGCAUCAUGAUCGCUGUUGAGCUUUUUGAUGGCGUUCAAAAGUUCCUCUCCCUGGCACCUUUCAUAUGGCUUGGCGAAAGGUCGUUCAGCAUCUUUACGGCCCAAUGUCUGACAUUCUGGACGGCCGGCAUCAAGCUGUGGCUUGUUCUGGCGGAGAAAGGUAUCAGCACUGCUGGUACAAAUGCCGUGGUGCUGUUAGUAUGCUUUUUCGCCAUUGCUGCUUUCUCGGAAAUCUUCCACAGGUGUAUUGACCUACCAUCGAUUUGGGCCGCGAGGAGCACCUAUCUGUGGCUAUUGAGAUAA
This is a messenger RNA of Ramularia collo-cygni, 1368 nucleotides long. RefSeq lists its product as uncharacterized. The transcript has 3 exons. NCBI's taxonomy places the organism in Eukaryota, Fungi, Ascomycota, Dothideomycetes, Mycosphaerellales, Mycosphaerellaceae. The record is from RefSeq and is a predicted model, not a curated record. The coding region runs from base 1 to 1368 and encodes 455 amino acids.